Molecule: messenger RNA, 3114 nt
Organism: Dreissena polymorpha
Lineage: Eukaryota; Metazoa; Mollusca; Bivalvia; Myida; Dreissenidae
Product: TD and POZ domain-containing protein 3-like
Exons: 3
Coding region: 48-1058 (336 amino acids)
Molecular function (GO): protein binding
Source: RefSeq, a predicted model, not a curated record
GAUACCUUCCCGAAUGGGAGACAACUUCUUAAUUACGAAAAGACCUAAUGCUAACUAGCUCAUUGAGAUUGUUAACAGCUGUGUUACUUGUGCAAGCUAUCAGUUUAGAAGUGGAAAGAAAAAUGAAUGCAGCAAAAAAGGUUAAAUGUGUACAUGCGGGGGCGAACCAGGCAGAGGCAGUAAUAGAUGUCACCAAGUUUGGUGGAGAAAGCGGCCUAGCGGAUGUGAUUCUGGUAGUCGAAGAUGUUCGAAUCCCUGUCAUUAAGAUCGUCCUUUCGCUGGUGUCUCCAGUGUUUCGGGCAAUGUUCGAGAGUGAAUUUAAAGAAAAAAAUCUAAAAGAAAUCUCCCUGCCAGGAAAAAAGCUUGGACCGUUCCUACACUUUUUAAAUUGGAUAUACCCUGACAUAAGGGCAACGGUAACAGCCCAAAAUGCGUUUCCCAAUGCUAGGUUGGCGUCUGAAUAUCAAGUAAAACAGCUAACGGAAGAGUGUGAUGAAUGCCUCUGGCGAUACGCAAAUGCAUGCAUCUUUUCUGAAACGAAACAGCCGGAUCGACGUGGUCUUUAUUCCGAAACGAAAUCAUUUGAUGCAUUGCAUUACUUGCAUUUGGCUGAACAGUUCGGUCUUAAAAAGCUGGCUAACAUAUGUGUGCAACUAGCAUCAGAAAGGAAUUUACAGAAGAGAAAGGAUGGUUUUCAGUCUUGGAAAAUAUCAUUAGAAAGUCAAAGAAAGAUAACAAAUCUGGCCGUUGAAAGGUUGGAUCAGUUCGAAAGCGAUACACGUUCUUUGAUUGACGUUCUUGACCAGGAAGAAAUCAGGGAUCGAAUCACAGAUGAAUUCAAUACGUGUUUGACACCAUCCGCACAAUUAAGAGCACUAAGGCUAGCGUACGUCUAUUGUGGCCAUUCAUCAGAUGUAUAUGAAAGAAGUUUUAUGGAAAUUCAAAAAGAGUUGAAGGAAAAGAAAAUGUACCUUUCCGACAAAAGUUUCCUGCUUCUGCCAGAACUGGUGAAAGCUGACAUAAAUAGAAUGUUUUCGUUGAACAAUGAUUUUUUUUAAUGGAAUUGACAAAUCAUGAAAUACGAAACGCACUUGGAUAUGUUGACUUCCAUUAGAAGAUAAACUUCUGAAAACCCUCCAGUAAGCCAACCAACACAAUACCUGAACGGUGUAAAACGUGAAUGACUUGGAACCGCAAUUUGUAAGCACGUUGAGGCGAAUUAAAUGCGUGGGUUUACGCUGAAGAGCAAUAAUUGGUAGAAUUUAUUUAAAUAUGGAUAUCUCUUCGCUUAUCAUAGAAAUGACUUGAUUGUGUUGCGAAUUUUUGCACAAAACAGAAAAAUUUAUCACGAAAUACAACAAAACAUCGGAAACAUAUGUCUGCAUAACAUGGGUCCAAAUGAUGAGCUUAAAAGCAGUUAAAGUAUGGAAACUAUGGGAAGUAUAACCAUUAUGGUUAACCGCUGUGACCAUUGUUCAAAACCUAUAGGCAACAAAUAACGUAAGACGUUAUGCACUCAUUGAAUUUCUACGUAUAUAAACUGUCUUAUGGCAUACUUGUCCAUAAAGAAACUUUUAUGCGCAAACGAUAACACUUAUAUGAUCCCAAUUCUUUUAUAUGUAAUGUGUAUUCUUAGUUAUUCAUAAACACAGUAUUGCCUUAUGUUAAUGUAAGUACCAAUAACCCGAUAUUAGGUAUAAAAUGAUAUGUAUUGCUAGAGCGAAACAGAAAAACUUUAUUAUCUUUCACAUGUCGCAUGAUACAAUUAACAUAGCUGAAUUGUGACUACAUGUGAGAAAAAAUAUAUUUAAUAAUUCAUUCAUUUAACAUCGGGAAAUGGUAAAAAUAAAACAACGUUAUAUUGGUUAGCGUUGAAGAUGACCUUGAAGUUUAAUCAGCUUCUGAAAUUAUUCAAAGAGCUUACGGGUUUAAGCGUUAUAUUUAUCAACGUUACUUUUGAUAGGUGUUAUUUGACAAGAUUUGACCAAAUGACACACACACGCUUCAUUGAACAAUCGCAUAUAUUAUCAAAUAACAAUUUACAUGUAAAUGAAAAUAAAGCGUACAUAUCCUGUGUGAUAAAAUAGAUGAUGCACAACAAUAUUUAAUGUGUGAAAAGUAUGGGUAAGAGAACCUUUUUUGCGUUUGAAAGAAUUGUAAAAACAGCUCAUCCACUAAUCUGGGGAAUCUAGUUUUGAGUCAUCACAUGUCGGUCACUCUCCCGUCUAGUUAUAAUCGUGGUGGGGUGGGGGAAAACUUAAGGGUUAAAUUAUGCAAGUUAUACAGAGCACACAAUAUCGUGAUGAAGUUAGUACUUCGAUUACUGCGUGCAUGUAAAGCAAGAAUCUUGUUUACAAAUCUGUGGAAAUAUAUACCACAUACAAUGAUACUAGUAACAUGAUUGUUACCCUUUAAAGAGCUACUACUUCUACGAAAAAUAAACGUUUUUAUUUGAAGAAAGAUUAUUCGAAGAUUUAAAAAACCGGUAUACUGGAGCUAUGAACUUUGUAUUUAUUAUUAUUAUUAUUUGUAAUUCUUUCUUCAUAACAUAAAUAUGGGAAUUGUUUGAUAGUUGGUUUGCAAUGUUAAUACAGAUCUACGGUUUCAGCUUAUCAUAUAUAUGAUAUAAGAACUGAUUUAUUAAAUAAGGCAUUUAACAUGAAUUGUGACAUAGAACACGGUAUAUUAUCCAGUGCGAGCAGUUAACCACAAAAUAUGUUUAUUUUAUGUAAAUUAGUUAUGAUUUAUUAUGGUAAUUUAAAUAUUUAAAUAAUCUCAUAUCGUUAAUUCGCCAUACAUCGACGAAUUCCAUUAACAAAUAACAAUUUUACAAAAAACAUUAUAUUUCUGACUAUAAAAAUUGGGUUGAUUCCUAUCAGAUAAGAAAAUGGAAAUCGUUAAAACAUCUCAAACAAAACAUACACCGACUUUUAAUAAAAUCUUAAAAUUAAAGGGUGUUCGUGCGUUCGUGUGUUCCUGUGCUGGUGUGUGCCAUUGUUUCAUGAAUGUCUACUUGACCACGGAAAAAUGUAUUACAUUAUAAAUUGUUUGUUUCGCUAUUUACGAAUUUUAUUAAGUAUACUAACAAAACAAGAUAAAGGACUUACUUCAUAA